UACUUUGGUGAUAGCGAUGUCUUCCAGACUCUUGAGCUUUGUGUGCCGCACAGGCCGCAGACGUUUCAUGUCCACCGGAAUUAAGCUGACCACAGUGGAAGUAAAUGACAAAACCGGCAUUGCCACGCUCACAAUGUGCCGUCCCCCCGUAAAUGGACAAAAUUUGGAACUGCUAUUGGAUAUUAAAUCAUCCAUUAACGAAAUAAAGAACAACAAUAGCCGUGGCCUCAUAAUAACAUCCGCUAGUCCGAAGGUAUUCUCUGCUGGCCUGGACAUCCUUGAAAUGUAUAAGCCGGACCCGCAAAGGCUUCGUGCCGUUUGGACUGAAUUACAAAAUGUUUGGUGCGAUCUCUAUGGGAUCAGUGUGCCCACAGCAGCUGCCAUCAAUGGCCACGCCCCAGCAGGAGGAUGUCUUCUGGCCACAGCCUGCGAGUAUCGUGUUAUGGUGCCAAAUUGUAUAAUUGGACUUAAUGAAACCCAACUUGGGAUUAUUGCGCCCAAAUGGCUGGUUUCGGGCUAUCUGAAUGUCCUGCCAAAACGAGUGGCGGAGCGGGCUCUUACUCAGGGUCGCUUGUUCACCACGGAUGAAGCCUUGCAGGAGGGCCUGAUCGACGAGAUCGCCAACAGCAAAGAGGAGGCUGUGGACAAGUGUGUCGCCUUCAUAGGCACGUUCGCCAAAGUGAAUCCCGUAGCCCGUGCUCUGACCAAGCAUCAGUUCCGCGCGGACAAUUUGCGCCAAUUCCAUAAGGAACGCGAACAGGACGUUGAUGAUUUCCUGUCCCUGGUCAACCGGCCAGAGGUGCAGAAGGGUAUAGGAAUUUAUCUCGAAGGUCUGAAGAAGAAGGCCAACAAGCAAUGAUCAAUUUUGUUAUAUGUAAAACCGAAUAUUAACUUAAAUUUCAUGUUCUGUUUUGUUCAAACUAAAUUCUUUCCACUCGA
Molecule: messenger RNA, 939 nt
Organism: Drosophila miranda
Lineage: Eukaryota; Metazoa; Arthropoda; Insecta; Diptera; Drosophilidae
Product: enoyl-CoA delta isomerase 1, mitochondrial-like
Exons: 3
Coding region: 17-859 (280 amino acids)
Biological process (GO): fatty acid beta-oxidation
Cellular component (GO): mitochondrion
Molecular function (GO): enoyl-CoA hydratase activity
Source: RefSeq, a predicted model, not a curated record